This is a messenger RNA of Tarenaya hassleriana, 2132 nucleotides long. Its product is annotated as probable polyamine oxidase 5. Gene Ontology annotation, molecular function: polyamine oxidase activity. The transcript has 2 exons. NCBI's taxonomy places the organism in Eukaryota, Viridiplantae, Streptophyta, Magnoliopsida, Brassicales, Cleomaceae. The record is from RefSeq and is a predicted model, not a curated record. Bases 134 to 1810 code for a protein of 558 amino acids.
CUCUCCCUCUGCCUUAUAAAUUUUCUGUCUAAGCACUCUCUCCAUUCAGUCAUUCAUCUCCUGCCUCAUCCCAAACCAGAGAGAGAUAAAUCUUUUUUUUUUUUUCUGUUUCCGUUGAAGCAUUCAGACAACCAUGGCGAAGAAGCCGAGAAUCGUAAUAAUUGGGGCCGGGAUGGCCGGUCUCACGGCGGCCAACAAGAUCUACACGAGCUCCAGCGACAUGUUCGAGCUCUCCGUCGUAGAGGGCGGCUCCAGAAUCGGUGGAAGGAUCAAUACCUCCGAGUUCUCCGGAGAGAGGAUCGAGAUGGGCGCCACGUGGAUCCAUGGGAUUGGCGGGAGCCCUGGGAUGGGCGGGAGCCCUGUCUACAGAAUCGCCCGCGAUACCGGGUCCCUGGUCUCCGACGAGCCGUGGGAGGAUAUGGAUUCCACCAUUGAUAAGCCCAGGACCUUCGCAGAAGGUGGAUUCGAGCUCGAGCCCUCGAUUCUAGAACCCAUCUCGGGUUUGUUCAAGGCUUUGAUGGGUUUAGUUCAGGGGAGGGAGAUUGUUGAAGACGACGGCGAUUUGGGAUGUGGAGCUGAUGUUUACGAUAUUGUUGCCACUAGGGUUUGUUCUUCUCGUAAUGGAAGUGUGAGGAGUGUUGGGUCUUUCUUGAAAUCAGGGUUCGAUGCUUACUGGGAUGCUCUGGGAAACAGAGAAGAGGUCAAAGGGUAUGGGAAUUGGAGCAGAAAGUCACUCCAAGAAGCCAUUUUCGCCAUGUUUAGCAACACGCAGAGAACUGACGCCUCUGCGGAUGAUCUCUGUACUCUCGAUUUCGCAGCAGAAAGCGAAUACCAGAUGUUUCCUGGUGAAGAAAUCACCAUUGCCAAAGGCUAUCUCAGUGUAAUCAAUCAUUUGGCCUCUGUUCUUCCUCAGGGUCUGAUCCAGUUGAACCGGCAAGUCACCAAGAUCGACUGGCAGACUGGCGAGGUGGCAUCUGACGAUUCAAAAACCAUCGUGGGGAAUGGAUUCGAUGAUCAUCGACCCGUUAAACUGUAUUUCUCCGAUGGGUCGGUUCUUGUGGCCGAUCAUGUCAUAGUCACUGUCUCUUUGGGUGUGCUUAAAGCCGGUGUUUCGUGUGAACAAGGCAUGUUCAGUCCUCCUUUGCCCGAUUUCAAGGUCGAGGCCAUCAAAAGGCUCGGCUUUGGGGUUGUCAACAAACUGUUCAUCGAAAUGAUGCAAAGAGAUUUCCCUUCUCUGCAACUGGUGUUCGACCGUGCAGAUUCAGAGUUCAGGUUCAAGAAAAUCCCAUGGUGGAUGAGAAGAACAGCCACCAUAUCUCCAAUCCACAGCAAUUCCAAGGUUUUGCUCUCAUGGUUUGCAGGCAAGGAAGCACUCGAGCUCGAGAAACUAACAGACGAAGAAAUCAUCAACGGUGUUUCGACUGCAAUCACUUGCUUGACAGGCAAGGAAGCCAAGAGAAACACAUCGAAAAAGCUGGGUUCUUUGUGCAAUGGAAAUGCCAAUGCGAAAUUCACUAGGGUCCUGAAGAGCGCAUGGGGGAGUGAUCCUCUGUUUCUAGGUUCAUACUCAUAUGUUGCGGUCGGAUCAAGCGGGGAUGAUCUGGACUCCAUGGCCGAGCCACUGCCAAAGAUCGAAAAGGCCGGUGAAGGCAAUUCGGAUUCAGAGCGAGCUAGGGUUCAUAAGCUCCAGAUUCUGUUUGCAGGGGAAGCAACGCAUAGAACCCAUUACUCCACAACUCAUGGGGCUUAUUGCAGCGGUCUUAGAGAAGCAAAUAGGCUUCUUGAGCAUUACAAAUGUACCAGUUGCUAAUCCAAGAAUUGGCUCGACGAUUUUUAGAAAGCUUAGUUUUAAAAAAAAAAUAUUGUUUUAAAAUUUUUGGGUUUCUUUCAGCUUUCUAAAUCACAACCAUUUAAUAAUCUAAAAAAAUAUUUCUUUUCUUUUUUGUGAAAAUGAUUUAUCAACGAGAGGGGACAGAGAAAGAGGAAAGAUGAAUGGGGAGAGAUACGGAUAGAUCAUCCUUUAGCAUUUCUGUUUCUUCUUCAACCUUUUAUUUUUUUAUUUUUUUAUUUUUUUAUUUUUUUAUUUUUUGCUUGUGGAUGUCGUAGCAAUAUAAAACGCGUGGGUUUCAUAU